AUGGCUCGGGCUUUGAGCCCAAUUGAUGGAUCUCCAGUAACCUCAAAACCAGAUGCCCCAUAUCUCCUGGUCCGUGAGGCGAGCAAAGUCCGAAUUAGGGGACCAGUCAAACCCCAGAACGAAAGCACGACACUGAUGAGCAUGAGCAUGGGACGUCAAUCUAAUAGCAGUGCAGUCCUCGGUAGGCGUUUUACCUACGUACAAGACACAUCCUAG
Molecule: messenger RNA, 216 nt
Organism: Fusarium pseudograminearum CS3096
Lineage: Eukaryota; Fungi; Ascomycota; Sordariomycetes; Hypocreales; Nectriaceae
Exons: 2
Coding region: 1-216 (71 amino acids)
Source: RefSeq, a predicted model, not a curated record